UAUACAAGCUAUAAAAUGUUUGUGAUUCCUUUUAUAGGAUUAAAGGAGAACCGAUUUGGACUUGUCGGCUUUGGUGGCCCAGGGAUACAUGAUCUUCCACACAUGCACACGAUUGAUCAUCAGAUAUUUAACCAUCAGCGCAAGCUUCAGCUUGGAAUUGAAGGUUUGGAGUUCGGUGAGGGCGGUAACAACGAUACAUUCAAAGCACUUUUGAAGGCUGCAAACUACCCAUUCCGCGCCGGUGUUGCCAAGAACAUAAUCCUUAUUUCAUGCUCACAGUGUAAAGAUACAAAGCUAUCUUAUAUGAAGAUUAGCCGAACUAUAAUCAAACGUGGAAUA
Anneissia japonica is the source of this 339-nucleotide messenger RNA. RefSeq lists its product as uncharacterized. Lineage: Eukaryota; Metazoa; Echinodermata; Crinoidea; Comatulida; Comatulidae. The record is from RefSeq and is a predicted model, not a curated record.